CAACGUGCGCUGCACCGCGCAGCAUUGGACUGGGAACGUGUCGAACGCGUGGUCGCGACCAAUUCCUGCGGGCUGCGCGACGGCACGCAUCAACAGCCUGCCCCCCAUAGAGCACGCCAUCACCGCUGCCCCCAUUAGAGCAACAGCGGAAGGUGCCCACGCUACGAUGGCCGCCCUCACCGCUACACUGGACGAUGAAGCACAAGAAGUGGAGGACUACAGCGCCGAGUUCGACAGCGUCUCGUCGUUCGCUUCUGUCGCGGGCUCGCCGCGCGCCGCGGCGGUGGCGGCGGGCGAGGACUACUCGACCGACUCGUUCGCCUCGUUCGCGGGCUCGCCGCGCGCCGCACAAGUGGCGGCGGACGACUACUCGGAGGACUUCGACUCGCCGCGCGCGGCAGCGGCAGCGGCCGGCGAGGACUACUCGGCGGACUUCGACGAGUCCUACAGCGCGGAGUUCGACAACGCGAGCGACGACGACUCGCUCACGUCGUGGCAGUCGCUCGAUAGGGCGCGCGCCGAGGCGCGGAACGUGCCCAAGGCGCGGCAGCGCGAGCUCGAGGCGCUCAUGGGCGCGGCCGCGGCGGCGGGCGACCGCUACCUGCUCCUCACGCAUCUGUCCGAAGGCGCGCGGGCGAACGCGUCGGACGAAGAAGGCAGGACGGCCCUGUCCUUGGCGUGCGCGGCGGACCAAGCGGACGCGGUCACGUGCUUAUUGCAGCACGGGGCCCUGAGCACGCGCCGGGACAAGGACGGCCGCACGCCGCUCUGGACCGCGUGCCUCAAGGGCUCGGUCGAGUGCAUCGCCGCGCUGGCGCAGGACGAGGCCCUCGCCGCGACCUUCGACGUCACGUAUCGAGGGCUCACGUGCGCCUACGCCGCCGCGUCGUCGGGAAACAAGGACGCGAUUUGCGCCUUGGCCGGCGUCGAUCCAAUGUGUGUCCAACGGCGGUGCGGCGACCGGGACGCGCUGGCCUGCGCGGCAGAGCGGGGCGACGCGACGGCGUGCGCCGUUUUGUUGGAGGUGGCCCGGUGGGAGACGCCCGUGAUGGGCGCGACGCCGUUGGAACGGGCGCUGCAGGCGGGCUUCGUGGACUGCGCGUCGUUCCUCCUCGCGAAAAUGGCGUUCUCCGUGGAUUUACUGAAGGGCGACGCGAAGCGGCCGUCCCUGAAGCGGCGGUGCUUCGAGGCGGCCGUCCGGAGCCAAGAAGCGACCGUCUUGACGUGGGUCCUCACGAGCGCCGACGUGGCGGCGCUGCCGGGCAGCUUCGGCGAGCACCCGCCGGCUGACGCCCCUCGUCUAUUGCAUCGUGCGCGCGCCGCCGCUCGUGGGCGUCGUAAUAGAGCUGCUGAAAUGCGACGUCCGAGCCGUCGGGGCCGCAGCGGACGCCGCCCCUGCUCGUGGCGGCCGUGCGGGCGCCGCCCGGGCCUGCGCGCUCUCUUGCAGCGGGGCGCCGACCCGUUCUGCGCCGACGGGAACGGCGCCACGGCCGUCGAGAUGGCGGAGCUGACGGAAGCUAAAAGCGCCUUCCCGCAGCUCCUCGCGCUGCCGGCCCUGCCGCCGGACCGCUGGUACGCCAAGGAGGAGGCAGACGUCCGCGUCGAGCCGAUCACCGGCGGGCGCUGGCGGCGCCGCGUCGACGAGUCGUACGCGAGCUACGGCGACUCCUUCGAGUCCUUUCGGGGGACGCCGCUCCCGUCGCCGGGCGACUCCUACGCGCAGGACUCGUUCCACACGCCCGAGCUGUCGCGGUCGCGGCCCGAGUCCGAGCGGUACAGCGCGACCUUCGAGGCGGAGCCGUUUGGAGUAGGAACGCGGGUCGAGGCGCGCUACGAGGGCGGCGACGAGUGGUACGCUGGGCGUCGUCGAGUAUCAAGGGGACGCCUACGACGUGCUGUAUGACGACGGCGACCGCGAGACCGGCCUCGACAAAACAUUAAUACGGCGCGAGAUCGCGCUCGACGCUUCGUACAGCAACGCCUUCGAGUCGCUGCGCGCGAGCGACUCAACAUUACCCCAGGGACGGUCCAAAUCUAUAGCGACGCAAGCCGCGGUCUUCGACCCGAUACCGGAGCAGGAGGUCACGCGCUUUCCCCGCAGCGCCGUCGCGCCGGCGGCGAGGGAGCUCGCUUCGAAGAUGGAAGCCGUCAUGGAGGCCAUCGACCGGCCCCCGAGCGACCCGCUGACGUACCUCCGCGCGCUGCACGCGAAGAGGGACGACGCGCCGCCCGCGUCGCCCGACGGCGUCGAGGCGACGCCCGCCGGCGUGGACGCGUACCUCCGGGCGCUCCGGUUUUAUACAAGUACUGGGCAAUAA
This is a messenger RNA of Pelagomonas calceolata, 2318 nucleotides long. NCBI's taxonomy places the organism in Eukaryota, Pelagophyceae, Pelagomonadales, Pelagomonadaceae. The record is from the annotation of a GenBank genome assembly.